Messenger RNA from Punctularia strigosozonata HHB-11173 SS5, 3798 nucleotides. RefSeq names its product hydroxymethylglutaryl-CoA synthase. The record is from RefSeq and is a predicted model, not a curated record. Lineage: Eukaryota; Fungi; Basidiomycota; Agaricomycetes; Corticiales; Punctulariaceae. Bases 56 to 1558 code for a protein of 500 amino acids. Gene Ontology annotation, molecular function: hydroxymethylglutaryl-CoA synthase activity. The transcript has 12 exons. Gene Ontology annotation, biological process: ergosterol biosynthetic process; acetyl-CoA metabolic process.
GUCAUCUCGUCCUCCUCACACCCCCUCUGUUAUUGUUUUCUGCCCGUUGAUUGAGAUGGCCUCUACCUCGUACAACACCGACAUCGACGCCCUGCCGCGUCCGCAGGAUGUUGGUAUCCUCGCCAUUGAGAUGUACUUCCCCCGCAGGUGCAUCUCUGAAGAGGACCUCGAGGUCUUCGACGGCGUCUCCAAGGGCAAGUACACCAUCGGCCUCGGCCAGAAGAACAUGGCGUUCUGCGACGACCGCGAGGACAUAAACUCCUUCGCGCUCUCUGCCGUCUCCUCCCUCCUCGACAAGUACAACAUCGACCCCAAGUCCAUCGGCCGCCUCGAGGUCGGCACCGAGACCAUCAUCGACAAGUCCAAGUCGGUCAAGACUGUGCUCAUGGACCUCUUCGCCGCCUCGGGCAACCACGACAUCGAAGGCAUCGACUCGAAGAACGCGUGCUACGGCUCUACCGCCGCGCUCUUCAACGCCGUGAACUGGAUCGAGUCCAGCUCCUGGGACGGCCGUAACGCCAUCGUGUUCGGCGGUGAUAUUGCUAUCUACGCGGAGGGCGGCGCCCGCCCGGUCGGUGGUGCCGGCGCCUGUGCCAUGCUCAUCGGACCUAAUGCCCCCCUGGUCCUCGAACCCGUCCACGGGACUUUCAUGUCCAACACCUACGACUUCUACAAGCCGAAGCUCGACUCGGAGUACCCCGAGGUCGAUGGCCCGGCCUCCACGGUCACUUACGUCGACGCGCUGGACCACGCAUACAGCACCUACCGCGCGAAGGUCGCCAAGUUUGCGAAGCUGCACGGCACCUCGAACGGCUACACCAACGGGCACUCCAACGGGUCCAACGGUCACGCCAACGGCGACGCGAACGGCUUCGCCGACGGCGUCAAGCCUCCCGCGCCCAAACCCGCGUUCAGCAUCACCGACGUCGACUACUCCGUCUUCCACUCGCCCUACGGCAAGAUGGUGCAGAAGGGCCACGCGCGGAUGUACUACAACGAUUUCCUCCAGGACCCGUCCUCGCCCCGCUUUGCGGGCGUGCCCAACGCCGAGGCGUUCGCGUCCGUUCCUCGCGCCAAGUCGCUCACCGACAAGACGCUCGAGAAGGCGUUCAUGGCCGUCGCCAAGGCGGACUACGCCGCGCUCGUCGAGCCUUCGAUGCACUGCGCGAAGCGUUGCGGGAACAUGUACACCGCGUCGCUCUACGGCGGUCUAUCUAGCUUGGUUUCAGCCGUCGAGCCCGCGGAGCUCAAGGGCAAGCGGUUCAGCAUGUACGCGUUCGGCUCGGGCUGUGCGAGCAGCUUCUUCGUCAUCAAGGUUAAGGGCGACACGACCGAGAUCCGGGAGAAGCUUGAUCUGUUCAAGAGGCUCGACGCGAUGAAGGUCGUGCCCUGCCAGGAGUACGUCGACGCUCUUGCGCUCCGUGAGAAGAACCAUAACGCCGGCUCCUACAUCCCGAGCGGGUCCAUCGACAACGUCUGGCCCGGCGCGUUCUAUCUCGAGGAGAUCGACGACAAGUACCGCAGGAAGUACGGCCGCGCACCAUCCGCCACCGCAUAACCGUCUGGCAUUCCGCAUCCGCACUGCCAAUGUUCUUUUCCCAUUUCCCUGCACUUUCACUUAAUUCAAUCACGAUACUGCAUGGAUUCGCUUUGGGGAUGAUUGAUCUUUAUUUACACGGCAUUAGAAUGUACUCAUAGAAAUACCUUAACGCGCUGAUGAUCCCACGACCCGUUCAUAGAUACUACUUUACAUUCAAUCGUCAUCAGUGCUUCGAGGACGUUGGGGAACAUGACAAUGAGGAUGUGAACUGCAUUAUACAGGUGGGCUCCUUGACUCUCAGCUCAUCUCUAGCAAGGCUUCGAUGCUUUUCCCGAGAUCGCCUUGAUUCGCCUCUAACACCCACUCGAUCACCUCGUUAUCGGUGCCCGGGAACAUCUGCACGAGCGUCUCCUUCGCCGCGAUAGUUGCAUGCUCAUGUGCCCUGUCGAUCUCGGCUUGCAUGCCCGCAAAGUCGAGGUUGGGCGUCGGCGUGCGCGACACAUCCGUCCCUUGGCCCUCGACAGCGAGUAGCUCCGACUGCGCGAGGGACUGUACGCGCGCCGGGAGCGGCUGCUGCUGCUGGAACGUCGGCUGGGGUUGAGAAUGGUAAGCUUGCGAAGGGCCGAGGGCCAGCGGCUGGUGAGUGUACGGCCCCGCUGGACCGGGCCGCGUCGGCGUCUCGUCGUAGAAGCCGCCGCCGGGGGACGCGGUUCCAGAAGCAGACGACGGGAUGCGUCUCACCCGCGGCUUGUACGGCGUCUGGUACUGAACGUCCGGGCCCGCCCCAGCCGGUGUCUGCGGCGCGCUGCCCUCCGCCGCGCGGCUCUCCCGCCCGAUCUCCCACGGCGCGAACGGGCCAGGGAGGUAGCUUCCCAGCUUGCUUCGCCCUUCUUGUUGCCCCUGGCCUGAUGACUGGCCGACGGGGGCGGUGACGCCGUCGACGACCUCGUUGAAGAUCCGUCCGAUCGCGCUGAGCGGCUUGGAGAUGGUCCCGCCCGCUUCGCGAAGUAGCUUGCGCGCGUCUUCGGCGAGGGCUAUGCCUGGACUGGGCAAUGCGAGGGGUGUGGCGGCUUCUUCUCCUAGGUGAGGCGAGGACGGGUGGGCCGAAGGGGUAUUCGGAAGUGGGAGGGGCGCGGGUAUUGUGCUCGGGGUGCGAGACGGCGUGGAGCGUCCGGACGAGCUUGUGGAUCCGGAUUGAGAGCCGACUGAAGUCUUGAGCUCGGGCGUGCUUGGUAAUGCCGAGAUCGCGGCUUCGACGUUGCGUUCGAACUCUUCCUGUGUGAUGUUCGACAACGAUGUGUGGUCCAUGGUCUCGAUGAAUGACACGGCGCCCAUCAAGCUGGAUAAGUAGUAUCCCGCUUCGCUCUGGAGCUUCGACGGGUUCCGGAAACGGUUGAUAAACUCGACGUUUGAUAGCAGAUGCUCCGGAUUAGCCUUGAGGACCACGAAGAUCAAUAUUGGAAGGAACGAGUCGGCGCCUUCUUCACGUUUCAUAUGCCUUAUCAGACCGAAUAUGACCUUGCAACAGUUCAGGAUACAAAUGAGCUUGUCACGAGGAGCUUUAUAAUGGUUGAUCUUGAGCAGUUCUUGCUCAGCGAACAUCAUGAAGCCUCCAGUGCCUUCGCCUUCGGGUACAUCCAAGUGUUUUGGUUCGAUCCAGCCAAAUAACGCAAUUCGCUGUGAUAGUAUGCGGUCGCGUUCCAAAUCAUCGGAUGUGACUGGCCGAGGAGGCACCGAGGCAGCUAUAUGCGGAGUAAAGGUAUAGUCAUAGAGUCUGUUCAUGACGAGUUUCUCCAUCCCUUCGAGAGCGUUAUCGAAAUCCGCAUCGGACGCGUUUCGCCAUACAUCGGUUUCGCGCAUUUUCCCAGCGAUGAAGUUAAGGAAGUCGUGGAUCAACUUGACCUGAUCGUUCACGGUGAACGUCCGUUUCGCAAAGUUGCUCAAGAAUGACCGUAAGUACUUCGCAACCGGUUCUGCACCUUUCAUCUUCAUUUGAUCGAGGAACUUCUGGAAGUCGAACUCCUUCUCUUUAUCCUUGUCCUUGUCUUUUUCCCUCCGUAUUCGGGCACCACCUGGUAGAGGAGACCCGUCUCGUGAUGGAUCCGGCGAGCCAUCGGUACUAUUGGAGGCAGAAAUUCGCGGAGAACCGGGCAGGGAGGGAUUCCGUCUCUGUCGGGCGGCGAAAGAGGAUAUUGUCGAGGGAGAAGGUACGGAGGUGGCGGUGUCCAUCGAGCGCGGUCGUUCACGCUGACCGCCGC